GUGGUCGAGCGCUGGCGAUAGACCUUGAGCCUCGCUUCCUGUGUGGCUGUGUGCGCGCGCGGGCCGCGGAGAGCCCGACCCGAGUGGCGACUGCGGCUCCCCCACCCACGCAUCCGGCUUGGAUCGAUCCCGGGGGUGGCGGAAGAUUCUAAGCCCACCCCUCCGAGCGCCUGAUCGGGUGAGCAGGGGAAAGGGGGGGGGUGGUUCCUGGUGGCAAACUUGAUCCGGAGCGCAAAGUCCCCUUUUACGCGCAACCACCACCGUCGGCUGGGGGUCCUGGGUGGGGCCCGAGAGGCCUGUACGGGCGGUUAUUGCUGCUGCCCUGGGAGGAGAAGGUGGUGGUGCCUAGUGGUCUCUCCUCCCCUCCAGAUAAGGUGCCUGUCACUGGGGACCUUACUCCCCCCUCAACCAAGAAGCUACACUCGGGGGAAAUGUGAGCCAGCACCAGCACUGUCUUUUGGAGUGAUGAAUAGUGUCCUGGCUUGCCCCUCCCCAUCAAGAAAACAAUAGAAAUACUUAACUAACUGACCAAUCACGUCGGUUCUGCUGCCCCAAACAAAAGGCCUGCCCCCCCCGCAACAAAAAUCUUGGCUACGCCCAUGUGUCCUGGGGUUCUUGAGGCCCUGGGGUGUCUGCUAAAUUGCAGCUGCUGCAGCAGUGAGGAUAAGUGACAAACAAUGUCUGUGGAACUUCUCUUUAUGUACUUAUUUUACCCUCCUGUUGUCCCUGGAGAGACUCUGCACUUGGAUCGCGAGUGAGGAUCCUGUGACCUUCCAGAUCCUGCUCCCAUCGUCUCUGACCACUGGCUGGCUGUGCUGCCUGGGGCUGAGAGGACAUGGGAGUCCGGCGAUAUCUGGGCAGCCACAGGUUGCCCACCGCUGACGGGGGCCACGUGCAGGUCUGUGGAGGAUCUUCUGACUUCUCUGGAGGACCUCAUGAAGGAAGCUAUAGGACAGGCAUCCCCAAACUCGGCCCUCCAGCUGUUUUGGGAUUACAGUUCCCAGCAUCCCUGACCACUGGCUCUGUUAGUGAGGGAUAAUGGGAGUUGUAGUCUCAAAACAGCUGGAGGGCCGAGUUUGGGGAUGUCUUCUAUAGGAUGAUCUGCUCCUGACAGCAAGCCUGCAGUCCCCAAACUGUGGGUUGGUUCAAAUCAGAUGUGUGAGAGCUGUUCACUGGGGGUUUCAGGCAGUGGCUGUUCUGAGCCCUACCUGGAUUGAAUCUGUGAACUUUUGCACGUGGAGCUAAGGUGAACUGGGAUAUGGCCCUUCCCCAGUUCAGUGUGAGGGGCUGCGCAAAAUCCACAGCAACAAGGACAUGUCUGUGUAUUGAUAGCUUUUAUAUUGUACGCUAUGGGAUGUGGGUGACGCUGUGGGUUAAACCACACACAGAGCUUAGGACUUGCCAAUCAGAAGGUCGGUGGUUCGAAUCCCCGUGACGGGGUGAGCUCCCGUUGCUCGGUCCCUGCUCCUGCCAACCUAGCAGUUCGAAAGCAUGUCAAAGUGCAAGUAGAUAAAUAGGUACCGCUCCGGCGGGAAGGUAAACGGUGUUUCCGUGCGCUGAUCUGGUUUGCCAGAAUCAGCUUAGUCAUGCUGGCCACAGGACUCGAAAGCUAUGCGCCGGCUCCCUCGGCCAAUAAAGCGAGAUGAGCGCCGCAACCCCAGAGUCGGCUAUGACUGGACCUAAGGGUCAGGGGUCCCUUUACCUUUACUUUAUAUAUUGUACGCUGCUUAGAGAUUCUUUUAAAACACUAAGCUGAUUGUAACAACAACAAUUGCAACCAGCUUAAUAUUAUUAUUACAAUCAGUUUAUUAUUAUUAUUAUUAUUAUUAUUAUUAUUAUCAUUAUUAUAUUUCUACCCCGCCCAUUUGAGUUGAAACAGUCCAAUUCCCCCCCCCCCUGCACUCCUGUUGCAAAGGGGGAUGUUAACAGUGCAGAUUAAGAUAAAUCUCAGGGAAACUGAUAGGCCAGAAUACCAGCCCUGUGGAAGUAAUUUGGAAAAAGUGUCUUCCAGAACAAACCAACAAACAAAAAUGUAUAAAAUUGGGAGAUAUAAAACCUCAGAUACAAGAAUGACCAUAUCUCUCUUUGUUUUGUUUUACUUUUCCUAGCCAUGGAAACCCAUGAAAACACUUUUGUGAGUAUUGAAAAAAGUGUGUGGCUUUCUUCUUGGACCAAAGCAAUGACAGAAUGUCCUCCUGUGGCACCUUAAAGGAAAGCAAACUCAUUUCAGUAGCAGUUUUUGUGGGCUGGACGCCACUUCGGUGCAUGCUUGAGCCUUGGGGUCCCUUACAGCUCUACAGAUCUAUGAACCAAGUCAUCCUUUGUGUCAGCAAAUGCAUCUACUGCGGCCUGUAAACUUGACCCAUCCAUCAAAAUUUCAUCCCACCGAUGAAGAGACCCGUUAUCUCAAAAUGGACCGUCUACCUUCCACCUUACCUCAGGUGGCUUUCCACUCGAGUUUGGAGGUUUCGACAUUUCAUAUCGUGAGGUUUCCCUCAGAAUUCCUGUGGUAAUUUUUUACUGUUUUGCAGCCAGAGCAGUGCUGGAUUUAUGUAUAAGCGAAACAAGCUAUAGCUUAGGGCCCCACUCUCUUGGCCCUCCCCCCUCAAAAAAUUUCACUAUUAAUAUACUUCUUCUUAAUUGUAUUUCAGUUCAACAAUUACUUUGAUCAAAUACAUAUUUUGUUAUGUGCAAAUGGCUUUAGAUACCUAUUAGGUCCAUAAAUUACCACAUUGCAUAUAUUCAACACAAAAAACAGCGACAGUUUGUUGUUUACAAAGGACAGCUGGAUAUAUAAAGGGCCCCAUUAUCUUCAGUAGCUUAGGGCCUCAUCGAACCUAAAUCCGGUGUUAUCCCCACUUCCCAAUUUUUUAGGAAAAGCUGGAGACGGUUUCUAGGAGAUAAAAAUAGGACUCUUCCUUCUGGGGCAGAAGGUUUUUCAUGGAAGCGCCGCCACAGCCAAGAACAUCGGGUAUAAGGAAGGAGUACCCGUGCCCGGACUGCGGGAGGAAUUUUAAACGGAACUCUCACCUUGUCCGACAUAAACGGCUCCACACGGGCGAGAAGCCGUACAAAUGCCCGGAGUGUGGGAAAAGCUUCCGGCAAAGCACGGAUGUUAAUACGCACCGCAGAAUCCACACAGGAGAAACGCCCUUUCACUGCAACCAGUGUGGGAAAAGCUUUCGCUACCGGACGGGUCUUGUGAAGCACGUGAGGGGCCACGAGGAAGAGAAAGCGAAGGCCUGCCGGAGUUGCCUGGAAUGCGGGAAAAUCAUCAGCGGCACUUUAGUCUCCGUUGCCAGCCAGACUUCCCCUGCGGUGGGCAGAUCCCAUAAAUGCCCCGACUGUGAGAAAAACACCCAAGGGAGCUCCCAUCUUGUCGUGCACGUACCAGGCUGCGCAACGGAAGAAAACUAUAUGUGUCCCGACUGCGGAGAAGGGUUUUGCCACAGCUUUCAGCUUAUUGGACACAGGAACCUUCACGCCAGUGAGGAAAUUCUGUAUUCAUCUGUGUUUGUUUCUGGGUCGUACCACUUUGCUCCAAGGGAGCGCUAAGUGCGCACGCUGUGAGAUAUGCUUAGCGCAUUGCCGCCUCUGAUCCUUAUGGGCAUAGGGUGCAUAAACUGGGAGUCCCAGUACAGCGGUACCUCGGUUUAAGAACAAUCCUGUUUGCAAACGAUUCAGUUUACGAACUUCGCAAAACCGGAAGUAGUGUCCCGGUUUGUGAACUUUACCUUGGUCUAAGAACGGAAGCCGAAUGGUGGAAGGGCACCACAGCGGGAGGCCUCAUUAGGGAAAGUGCGCCUCAGUUUAAGAAUGGUUUCAGUUUAAGAACAGACUUCCGGAAUGGAUUAAGUUCAUAAACCGAGGUACCACUGUAUAUGUGUUGCCUCUUCACCCUUCCUGUGCUUUUCUUACCUCCAACACCUUGCUUCUUCCACCCCCACUGCUUGUGGGGACGGGACGUGCAAGCUCUAUGGCUUUCCAUUGCCUCUUCAUUGUUUAUUUUUGCCUUGUGGUUCCCUUGUGUUACAGUCUGAAUUUUGUGGGAUGCCAAUGUCCAUCCGUUCGACUUCCAGAAUGUUCGAAAACCAAGGCGCAGCUUCCGAUUGGCUGCAGGAAGCUGCUGCAGCCAAUCGGAAGCCCCUGCAGCCAAUCGGAAGCUGCGUUGGACGUUCGGGUUCCAAAGAAUGUUUGCAAACCGGAACACUCACUUCCCGGUUUGCAGCCUUCGGGAGCCAAAACGUUCGACUCGCAAGGUGUUGGGGAUCCAAGGUACGACUGUACAGUAAAAUACAGUAUGUAAAAAAUAAAUGAAGCAAAAAAGAAAAGAAAAGCCGAUUGAAAAUCAAAUCUAACAAUGGCUGUGAUGGGAAGAAAAAUCACUAAGUGGUCUACCAAGACCACCAGCCAUUUGGGAGGGGGGGUGAGUUUGGGAACUGCUGGAUUAAAAGAUGUAAAUGUUGUUGACCAUAAUAGUUUUAUUACAUAAUGUAUAAUGAAAUAAUGAAGAUCUGUAUCUCGGCGGUAGAGCAUGCAGAAGGCCUCAGGCUCAAUCCCUGGCCUCUCCAGGUCAGACUGGGGAGCAGCUGCUAGUCAGUGCAGGCAGUACUAACCUAGAUGGGCCAGUGGCCUGACUCAAUGCAAGGCAGCUUCCUAAAUUCCUGCUAUAAUAAUAAAUUAAUAAUAAUAAAUUUUUAUUUAUACCUCGCCCUUCCCUGUUCAGGAAACCAGGCUCAGGGCGGCUAACAACAAAUUUAAAACACUUACCGUAUUUUUCGCUCCAUUGGACGCACCGGACCAUAGGACGCACCAGAUCAUAGGAGGGGGAGAACAGGGAAAAAGAUUUUUUUUCUUGUUCUCCCCCUCCAAAACAAGGUGUGUUCAAGGUACAUUCACCAGAGCUUGUGGGGCUGGCGGUGGGGGGAAGCGUUGCUUUCCCCCACCGCCAGCCUCAAAGAUCCCUGAAGCCUUUGGAGCGCAGCGCCCCGCUGCCCUGCAGAGGUUUGCGCGCAGCCCUCCCCAAGCUAGAGCAGCGAGACGGAGCCCUCCUUCACCCCGCUGUCCUGCAGAAGCUAGCAAGGCUGUUCCCAAGCCAGAACAGCGAGGAGGGCUCCGUCUCGCUGCUCUAGCUUGGGGACGGCUGCGCGCAAACCUCUGCAGGGCAGCGGGGUGCCUUCACCCCGCUGUCCUGCAGAAGCUAGCAAGGCUGUUCCCAAGCCAGAACAGCGAGACGGAGCGCUCCGCAGUGCUCCGUCUUCCUGUUCUGGCUUUGGGCUUAGCGGCGCAGCCUGCAUUCGCUCUAUAGGACGCACACACAUUUCCCCUUAGUUUUUGGAGGGGGAAAUGUGCGUCCUAUAGAACGAAAAAUACGGUAAUUGAUGCAACAAAAAACAGCAUAAAAUACAGUAUGAAACGUUAAUAAUAAAUUCAGAAUUCAAAGAUCAAUUUAGGGGGGAAAUCCAUCCAAUAAACAGAUGAUCACCAGGGCUAGCGGGCUAAAUUAGUCCUAUUUGGGCCAGCGAGGAGACCAGGGGAGAAUUAGCUGUGGGAUCCCAGAGCGGGUAAUCUUCAUAAAAAGGGGAGGGGGAGGGAAGGAAGGGGAAUAAAAGAUCUAGCUAAGUUCAAGUUGAAAGGCAGGCGGAAUAGUUCUGUCUUACAGGCCCUGCGGAAGUUAAAUCCUGCAGGGCCCUGGUCUCAUGGGACAGAGCAUUCCACCAAGUUGGAGCCAUCACUGAAAAGGCCCUGGCCCUGGCGGAGGAUAGUCGGACUACCUUAGGGCCCGGGACCUCUAAACUAUGGUUAUUCAUGGACCUUAAGGUCCUCUGCGGGGCAUACCAGGAGAGGCAGUCCCGUAAAUACGAGGGCCCUAAGCCACAAAUGCAAUAUAACACAAUAUUAGUAAUUUCGUAUUAUUUUUAAACACCCUUUUGGGUCACCGGCCAUUUAGCAACGUGUAUUUUCUUAAUAAAAAGGUUUCUGUACUCCUGAACCAGAUAUUGAAUGGGGAGCCAUACCUAAAUGAAUCAGCACUUGGUGCAAAAUAAAUAUUUGGUAGUGGUUGUUGUUUAGGAUUGCAUUUGGUUUUGGUUUUUCAAAAAGGCCACUCGGGAGCACUGAGUAAGUUUACCUUUCCCUUUUCCAGCUGCUGCAGCAGUAGCUGUGUCAUGUCCACUGAUGUGAGCUUUGCCGCUUUGCCGCUUAAUGUUGUGGCUUUCAGAGGAGGAGCAAUGGUUGUGUGGUGCUAGGAGUCGUCCAUCUGGGAGCAGCAUCAAGGAAAAUCUAGCCUAGCAGAAAUCUGGCCCCUCUAUAAGAAUUGCUCAUUUCAUCUUGUUCUCUUUCCCUGCUUUGUGCCAGGAUUUCAGAUUCCUAAUCCCGGUACUCUCUGCGGCCUGGAGCCGGGCGUGGCGCCUUUGCCCUCGGACCAUCAGGAUGAGGAGCAGAGGGAGAGUCCAGGAAGCAUCUGUAGAGGUGAGGGAAUCGAGAGAGCCAGCAAGAGACCCUGCUAGCUGAAGAACUGGGGGCUUCUGAAGGAGAUUCUCUGCUUUACAUAACUCCCUGUCUUUCCCCCUUGACUCUUAGGCCCUGUCUGCACUACACAUUUAGAGCAGUUUUGUUGGCAUCCGCCUGAUAAAACUUUAUUCACAUUAGCCAAUGGCCAUAGCAACAAUAAAACAUUACAGUAUAUGCAGAAAGGGAAAUUGGAUAUAAGAGCACAAUUUAAAGUCCCUUCUUCUCUUUCCAUGGUUCAUUUUGCAUAUAAUAAAUCCCUGCAUCUUUUACAUAAACUAAACCAUUCAGUACCUAUUCCAUUAUUACAUCCAUCAAAAUGAAUUUAUCUUAAUGCUGCCAACAUUUCCAAGUGUACACAACUUCCCCACAUAUAUUCGAUAAACAUUUUCCAAUCUUCUCUAAACGUAUGUUGUUCUCUUAUUCUGUAUGUUAAGUCUGCAAGCUGCACAUAUUCUGUCAGCUUAAGUUGCCAUUUUUCUUUUGGUCCCAUAUAUUGGUAUAUCACAAUGUAUAGCUGGCGAUAUAACAUGAUAUUGAAAGACAGACAUCGCUCCGCUCUAGCAUACAAUAUGAUUUGUCAUAAAACAAUGAAACCAAAAUCACGAUAUGGACUUCAAUCCGUUCUUGGACAAUAUAUCUCCCAGCCCUAGUGCUGAGAGUUGUCAGGAGACUCCCUAUUCCCCUCGCGGGUAUUACAAUUCCCAGAGUUCCCUGGGAAGAAGGACGGUCAAGACUGUUAAGCCACUCUAGCAGUUGUAACUCUGCGAGGGAAAUACAGAGCAGCAGGCAUGUUUUAAAAUGUAAUUGCUUUUUAGCACGCUUUAAACACGGGUGGCGCUGUAGGUUAAACCACAGAGCCUAGGACUUGCUGAUCAGAAGGUCGGCGGUUUGAAUCCCUGCAACGGGGUGAGCUCCCAUUGCUCAGUCCCUGCUCCUGCCAACCUAGCAGUUCGAAGCACGUCAAAGUGCAAGUAGAUAAAUAGGUACCGCCCUGGCGGGAAGGUAAAUGGCGUUUCCAUGCGCUGCUCUGGUUUGCCAGAAGCAGCUUAGUCAUGCUGGCCACAUGACCCAGAAGCUGCACGCCGGCUCCCUCGGCCAGUAAAGCGAGAUGAGCGCCGCAACCCCAGAGUCGGUCACGACUGGACCUAAUGGUCAGGGGUCCCUUUACCUUUCCCUAAACUGCUUUUAAGGUGUUGCAACGGUAAUUGCUUUUGGAAUGUGUUAAUCUGUUUUAGAAUGUCCUUGCUUUUGUUUUUAAAUUUGCGUAUCUGUUUGCCAUUCUGGGUUCCUUGGGGAGGAAGGGCCUGGGUAUAAAGCCAAGGGGAGAAUAGUUGUGGCUGUCAUUUCUUUUGUGACCCUGUGACUUCUGUUGCAGCCUGUGAUGAUGCUGUGCCCACGGAGCGUGAGGAAGAGCACCCCUCAUCCCACGAGAGACUUUCUCGGACGUUACUGGGAAGGCUGCAGAUCCUGGACCCCCGAAGGAAAGAGGCCUCUAAGGCCAGGCCCGGCUUCUCCAGGGGGCAGUGGAAACAGCCGGCGGCGAGGGGAAGGGAAUCGGCGGAGGACGGGAGCGCCGCCUCUCCUGUGUGCGAGCGGUUCCUCCGCUCAGAGAGGAGGCACCUCUGCUUCAUGUGCGGGAAGAGGUUCCGGUACGAGUCCCACCUGGUCACUCACGAGCGGAUCCACACGGGAGAGAAGCCCUUUGAAUGCAGCAGCUGCCACAAGAGCUUCCGGGACCGCUCAGACCUGAGCAAGCACCAGAAAACUCACUCGGCAGACAAACCCUACAAGUGUCUCGACUGCGGCAAAAGCUUUCACCACCAGCUGACCUUUAUUAGGCACCAGAGGCUUCAUCCCAGGGAGAGCUCCUCCUGCGAUCCGGGCCGGGUGUAUUUUGCCAUCCUCCCCUCGUACCACGUAGGCGCAGAGAUGAGCAUUGGGGAUGGGACGGAGACCCCCGAGAGCCUUGGUUUUCCUUUUAAACAAAAAGUAAGUUUCUAGCCCUUAAGGUAGCAAAGGUGGGAUUGAAAGCAAGGGGGCAAAAGGGGGCGGAGCCUUAGAUAGGGCCUGAGUAGGUUUCCCGCCAGAGUUCUUAAGAAUUCCACAUCACUUGGCUCCUUGGUCCAGUAUUUUCUUUUAAAUGCAAGCAGGGGGUACACACACACACACACUGAGAGCCAGUGUGGUGUAGUGGUUAAGAGCAGUAGACUCGUAAUCUGGUGAACCGGGUUCGCCUCCCUGCUCCUCCACAUGCAGCUGCUGGGUAACCUUGGGCUAGUCACAUUUCUCUGAAGUCUCUCAGCCCCACUCACCUCACAGAAUGUUUGUUGUGGGGGAGGAAGGGAAAGGAGAAUGUUAGCCGCUUGGAGACUCCUUCGGGUAGUGAUAAAGCCGGAUAUCAAAUCCAGAUCCAAACACACACACAUUGAGAGAGAGAACCUUGUCUAUCAAUGCUUCAGCUGUAGGAAAAGAUUUCAGCCCAUUUGCAUCAGAGUGCUUCUUGGAUACUCGAAGCUGUUGAGGAUGUUGAGGUUUUAGAGUACCUUUCCAAUGCCCUCUUUCCUUCUCCAUCAGCUGAGGAGCCCCCAGGAGGCAAGGCUGUCAGGUCACGAGGCCAGAUAUGGGGUGGGGAAAACCCUAAGCGCCUAGCAAGGGUGGCUGGGGCAACCCAGACAGAUGGGAGGCAUAUAAAUAAUAAAAUGAUGGUGAUGAAUUUCAGUAGGGACAAAUGUAAGGUUCUGCACUUAGGCAGGAAGAACCAGCUGCCCAAAUAUAAUAUGAGGGACACCUGGCUUACUAGCAGUACAUGUGAGAUGGAUUUAGGAGUCUCGGUGGACCACAAGCUUAACACGAGUCAACAGUGUGAUGCAGCAGCAAGAAAAGCUAAUGCUAUUCUGGAAUGCCCUCCCACCAGAUGUCAAAGAGAUAAACAACUACCUGACAUUUAGAAGACAUCUGAAGGCAGCCCUGUUCAGGGAAGUUUUUUAUGUGUGACAUUUUAAUGUAUUUUUCAUCUUUGUUGGAAGCCGCCCAGAGUGGCUGGGGAAACCCAGCCAGAUGGGCGGGGUACAAAUAAUAAAUUAUUAUUAUUAUAUAGGCUGAUCUGUAUAGUGUCCAGAUCAAGGGAAGUCAUAGUGCCACUCUAUUCUGCCUAAGUCAGACCACACUUGGAAUACUGUAUCCAAUUCUGGGCACCACAAUUUAAGAAGGAUGUUGAAAAGCUGGAACGUGAACAGAGGAGGGUGACCAAGAUGACCAAAGGUCUGGAAACUAAGCCUUAUGAGGAGCUGGGAAUGUUUAGCCUGGAAAAGCGGAGACUGAGAGGAGAUAUGAUAGCCAUCUUCAAAUAUUGUAAGGGCUGUCACAUGGAGGAGGGAGCAUGCUUGUUUUCUCCCGCUCUGGAGGGUAGGACUCGAACCAGUGGCUUCAAGUUGCAAGAAAGGAGAUUCUGCCUAAACAUUCGACUUCCAAAGCGUUCAGAAACCAAGGUGCGGCUUCUGAUUGGCUGCAGGAAGCUUCUGCGGCCAAUCAGAAGCCGCGUCGGACGUUCGGCUUCCCAAAAACGUUCACAAACCGAAACACUUCUGGGUCUGUGGCAUUCGGGAGCCAAAACAUCCAAGUACUAAGGUGUUUGGGAUCCAAGGUACGACUUUAUUUGAUAUGCCAAUGCUAUCUUCACUAUCACUAAAAGGUAUUUGUAUUGAGGCUAUGGCAAUAUGUAUGUUAGUUUCGGUUUUAAUUGCUUGAGAGGAUCCCAGUUUCUGAGAUCCCCAGUCCCUCUGGGACUGAGUCUCCCUGCAUAAGCCUUGUGUUCAUCAUCUGAGACCCCUUCUAUGAGUGCCCCCUUUGAGGGAGGGGCAGACUGUGGCAUCACGAGAACAGGCCUUUUCAGUGGUGGCUCCCCACCUGAGGAAUGCUCUUGCCAGAGAGAUGCGUCUGCCACUGUUAACAGCUUUUAGGUGCUAGGUAAAGACGUUCCUGUUUAUCCUCGCAUUUGGCUCUCGGUUGAGUGUCAUGUGAUUUGUUGAUACCCCAGCCUCUGUCAGUGAUCAUCUUUUAGCAGACUGGAGCAGGACCCACGCCUUUUUAUGUUGUUUCAGGAUGAGCACUUUUAGUAAUGUUAUUUUAUGUUUCUGAUGUUCUUUUAAAUGUUGUCGUCUGUAUCCUUUUAUAAUUGAAGUGAGGGGAAAAUAAAUGCAAUACAUAACUAAUGGGCUCAGCUUGAUAGAUGAAAUGAUCUCAUCUGUUCUUCUCCUGCACAUUCUUGGGGUUCUUUAACACUCCCCCCAGAGACAAUUUGGGGGUGCCUGAGGGGAGGCAGAGAAUGCCCUGUUGUGCUGGCAGAAGCCCUUGUGUGGGCUUUCACUAGCAGAACUCAUUACAGUGGUACCUCGGGUUACAUACGCCUCAGGUUACAUACACCUCAGGUUACAUACGCCUCAGGUUACAUACACCUCAGGUUACAUACGCCUCAGGUUACAUACGCUUCAGGUUACGUACUCCGCUAACCCAGAAAUAGUGCUUCAGGUUAAGAACUUUGCUUCAGGAUGAGAACAGAAAUUGUGAUCCGGCAGUGCAGGGGCAGCAGGAGGCCCCAUUAGCUAAAAGUGGUGCUUCAGGUUAAGAACAGUUUCAGGUUAAGAACAGACCUCCGGAACAAAUUAAGUACUUAACCCGAGGUACCACUGUAGUUGAAUCCCGCUCUAACAUAAUAAAAAUAUUUAAAGCACAUUCCUAACCUUUGUGGAUUAAGGAAAGAGUGGGGGAUUUAUUAUUAUAUUAUAAUACGGGGUGAUAAUAUUCUGGAAUUAUAGAGUUCAGUCAUAUGCCUUAUGGGAAAUGAUACCUAUUGUAUUUUGAAUUUGAACCUGAAUGAUAUCAUUUUAUAAAAACCAAGUGGUUUUUUUACUCGGCUACCAUGCUGUCCUUUCUCAGCCCCCAAAGGCUCGAGUCAUUUGUGGUUGUUCUCGUUUUGGCCUUGCAGGUGACAAUGUGGCAAGUGUAAGGAAGGCGGAGAGCUUUCUAUGGAGUGAAUGGCCUGUGCUUUCACAUAAAAACUUGGAUGCUGUUGAAGAGAUUUAAGAAAUCACGUUCCAAGACCUGCAAAAUGGGGUGGGGGCGAGAGACCACGUAAGCCACGGAGCUUUUCCACAGAGCAAGACAUCUUGCAGGAAGAGGAGGAGUCAGUCGCCUGCCGGAGAUUUGAUCGAAACCACGUUCCGGUUUAGAAGCCACGCAGCCAAGAAACCACAAAUUGCUGGAAAGGUUUAAAGCGAUACUCGUGCACCGUUGUGCGUCAAAGAUUGUACGCCCUGGAGGAGUCCAGCCUAAGCACAAAUUCUAGGAACAUUUUUUUAAUGCAAGUUUAAAGGCUCAUCUGCAAAGAAUCCCUAGAAUGGCAAAAUCAGACCAUUUCACUGCCCUUCUGGAAAGUAUGCUGUGGAAGAGAACUUGUUCUGUCAGACCUUCUUUGCUGUUCCUUCUGCAGGGUUUCCCCUCUUCCAAUGUGCAAGCCUUGAUUUAUGUCAGAGAAGCCAUGGCGGAGCAGGAACCCUUUUGAUAAGAAAAGUUUCACAUACAAUAGGAGAAAGCUUACAAAUGCCCAGAGUGAGGAAAUACUGUGUUGCCAAAUCCUACUAUUAUAAAGUUACACUGUCAAGUUGCUUUGAGACUUUUGGGGCAAGAAUGGUAAUAAAUAAUAUUAAUAGUCAAUGGCGCUGUGGUCUAAACCACUGAUCCUCUUGGGCUUGCCGAUCAGAAGGUUGGUGGUUCGAAUCCCCACGACGGGGUGAGCUCCCGUUGCUCGGUCCCUACACCUGCCAACCUAGCAGUUCGAAAGCAAAAAAGUGCAAGUAGAUAAAUAGGUACCGCUCCGGCGGGAAGGUAAACGGCAUUUCCGUGCGCUGCUCUGGUUUCGGUGCUCCGUUGCGCCAGAAGCGGCUUAGUCAUGCUGGCCAUAUGACCCGGAAAAACUGUCUGCGGAAAAACGCCAGCUCCCUCGGCCUGUAAAGCCGAGAUGAGUCAUAUGUGACUGGACUUAACCCCAGAGUCGUCUGUGACUGCACUUAACUGUCAGGGGUCCUUUACCUUUUUUUUAUAAGAGGGAAACCAGAAGUGUGGUUGUACAGUAUGCUAGAAGGAAUUUGCUUUUGAGGGCCCCUGGCUUCACACAGGAUCCCUCUGGAUGAAGGACUUAUGUUCCUACUUUUUUUCCUAGACUACCUGGCAAUAUUAUAGACACUUGUUCAUUCAGAGGUUUAUAAGCAGAGGCUGGUUGGUUGCCUAUCAUGGAUGAUGCAGCCCAGGUGUUUGUGUGUGGGGAAACUUUUGGCCCUCUGGAUGCUGCUGAACUACAACUCCCAUCAUCCCUGGCCAUUGGCUGUGCUUGUUGGGGCAGAUGGGAGUUGUAGUUCAUCAGCAUCUGGAAGGCCAGAGGUUUCCCACGCCUGCUAUAGCAGGUGGAUUUCCUUUAUUGGCAUGGCAUGGCAGGGUCAAAUACAGAGUCUUUUGAGGUCCGUUCCAAUGCUAUGAUUGCAGCAUUUGGGACUUUUUAGUUUAGGGGAAAUAGGAGUAAGAGACAAGAAGACGGAUGUCUAUAAAAGUAUGCAUAGGAAGGAGAAAGUGCGUCGAUACAAGUUUUACUCCCGUUCUCUCUCAUAGCACUAGAACGAGUGCACAUCCAGAGUAACUUGAGUGUUGGAAGAUUCAGUACUUAUUCACACAGCAGCACCUAGUAAAAUGAUGGAAUUUGCUUCUGCAGUGAUGGCCGCCAUCUUGGAUGGCCUUAAAAGAGGAUUGGACAAAUUCAGGGACGUUGAGGCAAACAAUGGCUACUGACUCUGAUGGCUGUUCUCUGCCUCUGCUUCUGAAGAGCGGUUGCUGGAAACUGGAGGAGGGGAGAGUGGCUGUUGUGCUCGGAUCCUGCCUGCCAGUUUCCCACAGCCAUCUGUUUGGCCGCUGUGAGCACAGGAUGCUGGCCUAGAUGGGCCACUGACCUGAUCCAGUCAGCUCUUCUCACAUUCUUAUGAUUCUGUGACAUCAUUUGUCAGGAACGAGCCAGCGCCAAGAGAAAGUUUGCAGCCAACUGCAGAAAGCAGCCAGGAACAGAAAGGCUUAGGUGAAAGUCAGGCGGGGAGACCCGGCAGCUGCAGACUUCGGUUCUUCCACACCUUGAUGGGCAGGGUGAUAAGGCAGUAGCUGAGAGCAGGCUAGAACACAGCCAAAGCUCGCAGGAAGCACAGAUAGGAGCGAAUAGAUUCAGAGACAGCCUCUCAGAACAAGAAGAGGGCAGGGCUGAUUCACUAAGGUGUCGGCAAAUGGGAGGGCUGCUAGACAGGAAGCAAAACAAGAGAUGUAAAGGUCAUAAGUUCAAUAUCUUCUUUAGAUGCCGGAAGGAGUCUUCAGAAGGGUCAUCUUGAGUAAUGAUGCCGGAGGCUUUGUCGAAGCUGUCCGGAGCUGUUUGUUUUUGCAAUAAAUCCUCCUUUUUAAUUACCUACGCUUAUUGUGUUAUCAAGCUGGGAACCUGGACUCCUGACAUCAUUGCUUAUAAAAAUAGCCAACCAGACUGAGGUCCACCAGCGAUGCAGUGGCCAAGCUCACGCAACCAGCAUCUUUUUCAGCCCUAUGGCCUGCAGCAUAGAUGUGUUCCUUGAGACUGAGAGGAAGACCAGGCUGCUAAGUUGCAUGUGAGCGGGCUACUUAUUUGUCAAAACCUGUGGCUGCGAGUUGUACCCAGCGUUAACCUGUUCACUAGUGCAAGGGCACGCUUCAUGUUGUGCAAAAGAGGAAUCCGACGCUACAGUUUUGCUAGCGGAAACUCUCUGCACAAUCUGGUUUUGCUAUCCGUUGCACAACAAAAUCACCACUUCUUGUGUAUUCUGUAGGCGCAAAACAUUUCGCCAGUGGAACUGCUAUACUGCCAAGAGACUUUUGACUUUGUGCUGCAUAAGAAGACACAACCCUGGGUGUCCAGCACAGCCGCAACACAUCAAAGGGCGGGGGGCAGGAGUGAAAUGGAGAAAGCUCAGAGGAGCAUCUCUGGGGAUGCAGUCAGUGUGUGCAGGGACUAAAAGAAUUUAUGCUUCCUUACCCCCUCCCAUAAAAAAUACAGAUUCUGGGGCUGCAAAGAACCUUCUGGAUUUUGCAGCCAAGGUAGCAUUUUGUGCCUCAAGGCUGGCCAGAGAAAAAAGUGAGUAAAGGUCUCUUUGCUAUGUUAUGCAACUCUGGGGGCAAGAAACAAUGUGAAUAAAAGUGUAGAGGGUCUCAUAAAUCCAAGUUCUGCAUAGGAUGCUGUUUUUGCAGAAGGUAAAAAGGCAUGUGUCGGCUUGCUGGAAGAUGGAGUUCUCUAUCAUUGAGCUUCCAUCUGGUCAUAUCCUGUGUUGUUUUUUACUUUGUGACCAGACAUUGAGAACAAACAAAAAAGGGAGAGUAAAAUGAUGAAAUGUGACCGUUUGUUUGUUUGUUUGUUUGUUUAGCUGCUUUUUUCUCUUGCUCUUCUUUUUUAUCCCGGAGACUUACUGGACUCUUAAAACUUAGCAAUUAAAAUCAUUUGAUGAUUGCAAAGA
Podarcis lilfordi (Lilford's wall lizard) is the source of this 15077-nucleotide messenger RNA. The record is from the annotation of a GenBank genome assembly. NCBI's taxonomy places the organism in Eukaryota, Metazoa, Chordata, Lepidosauria, Squamata, Lacertidae.